UCAAACCCGCCAUACUUAGAUUGAGAGAUUAUGAUUCACUCCUACUUCUUCAUUCCAGUCCGAUUCCUUCAACUCAUGAAUACUUACACAGUCCAAUGAUAUCAUCACUAUUUAAAAGAAGCGACAAUUUGGUUCGUUGUUGCUCUGGUUGGACCAUGGUUCUUUGCAUCUACGUCCCUUUGCCUCUGAUCCCUUGUUGUAUAGCAUAUGAUGUCCUUUGCAACACCACAGAAAGACAAUCAAAAUACGACGCGCCGCAUUCCCAACACAUAUUCACAAGCUUUCGGGCCAGCCACAGCCCCCACGGUAUCACCUGCAUGCUGCGAUUAGUCUGGACCCUUCGGCGUGCAGGGCGCUAUAUUCCAUUCGUCGUUUCCGACGUCUGCAACCCAAGCCCGCCGUUAGCACACUUUGCACUCCGAUAUAAAACCCCCGAAAUCCCCUGGGAAUUUCAUGACUAGGUACCGGUACUCCCUUCCUCCUUCCCAGACAAAGACACCAGUAUACCAGCAGCGCUCACAAGUAACACUAAAUCGGGCCCCGCGGUCUCCUGCUAUACGCGGAUGCUAUUUAUAGCCGACAUCGAUCGAUCCAGGGUCCACCCCACGCACGCCAGUGAAAACAAGCUCGACAGCUGAUUGGUGCAUACCUAGUUCGGUGGAUGAGAAAUUAUGGCAUACAUCGAUGGCGAUGCAACGACGACGCGACCUCUCCUAAGUGAUUUUGAAUCGUCCAACGAAACUGUCUUUGUGUGUCCUCAACAUAGAAAAGAAGUACCCCUCGUUUCCGUACAGUUGUUGCAAGAGAAUGGCGAGAGCGAGUUUGAGGAUCCUGAAGAGCUGAGAAAGAAGGACGGAGUGCUGCGCCGCUUGGUGAUGGCGAUUGUUAGACGGAGGCAGCGGAAUGGAUCGGUUCGAGAAAGAGAGGAAGAUCAAUAUAAACUAGACUGGGAAAAUGGUAUCUCGAAAGAUAGGUGCUCGAGAGGUAACGGGAUCUGCAGUCGGACUGGGCUAGGAGGCCUGGUAAUCAUCAUUAUAAUCGUCUCCAUCUCUAUCGCCAUAUAUACCCACAACCCCAACAUACCUCCUUUCCUGAGAGAACAGCCUCCGCUCCCGCUCCCCUCACCCCCAACGCUCCCAGACCCCUUCCUGGAAUCACUCACUAAACAUGUAACCCCAAUCCCCUGCCAUUCCCACAACGACUACUGGCGGCCUUCACCUCUCUACGACGCACUCCGCACAGGCUGCACCAGCGUCGAAGCAGACGUAUGGCACUUCCCUCCCUUAUCCCCCUCGCUGUACGUCGGCCACGACACUUCAUCCCUCACGCCCUCGCACACCCUAUCAACAAUGUACAUCUCGCCGCUCCUCCAACUCCUCGACUUCCACAACACCAAUCUCAGCACCACCACCACCAGUAGUAAAUUCGGCAUUUUCCCUACAUCCCCAUCAACAACGCUAAUCCUACUCAUCGACUUCAAAAACAACGGCUCAGAAAUCUUCCCCGCGCUAUCCACGCACCUCGCUCCGCUCCGCGAAAAAAGCUACCUGUCGCACUUCAACGGCACGCACACCAACUUGGGUCCAAUCACGGUCGUGGCAACGGGCAACGCGCCGUUCGCGACUCUGAUGACGGCUAAUACUACCUAUCGCGAUAUCUUCUACGAUGCGCCGUUGCACAGCUUCUCUUCUUCUUCUUCUUCUUCUUCUUCUGCAACGGCUUUGAUGCGCGACGAAGCGUUUUCAACGCACAACUCGUAUCUAGCGUCGACGUCGUUGCGGGCUGCGCUGGGAGGGCGGUUGUGGUGGGUUCAUUGGACGAGGCCGUGGGCGAUGGGACGGAUUUCCGGGGAGCAGAGGGGCAGGAUUAGAGAGCAGAUUAGGGGUGCGCGGGAGACGGGGUUGAGGGCUAGGUAUUGGGGCACGCCUGGGUGGCCGGUGGGGGUGAGGGAUGCGGUUUGGAAGGUGCUUGUGGAAGAGGGGGUGGAUUUUUUGAAUGGGGAUGAUUUGGAGGGGUUGAAGGGGAUGGUUGGUGGGGAAGGGGGAGAGAGGGAGGUUGAGGUUAGGUAG
This is a messenger RNA of Periconia digitata, 2069 nucleotides long. The record is from the annotation of a GenBank genome assembly. NCBI's taxonomy places the organism in Eukaryota, Fungi, Ascomycota, Dothideomycetes, Pleosporales, Periconiaceae.